AUGUCUGCAGACGCGACUCACCUCCUCCAAAAGAACCUCGAACUCGUCAAGACCACUGACCCUGAGGUGACUCGGCGAGUAUGGCUCAAUAACAAAUCCCAUUUCGCAUGCAAUCUUUCUGAUGAGGUCUGGCUUGCAAAGGCCGCGCUUCGAACAGGCCUUGAUCUUGGUCCAGGAGUCGAACACAAGAUCUGGGUCCUUGUCCCCAGAGGCAGAGGCAACGACCCUUCCGCCAUCUUAUCUGCUGUUCACACGUACGAGCGGGCCGGCCUCAUGACUGUGGCAACCAAGGUCAGCGAUCACACGAACUCGGCCCAAGAAGACAGCACCGGAACAGGCAAUUCAAGGGUUGCGCUGAAGAACAUUGUGAUUGUCUAUGUACUCCUGGUAUUCACGCCUGUUGAACACAGGAAGCGGGGUUACGCCAGGACGAUGCUCAAGAUGCUGAAGGAGCAGCUUGAGCAGCAGACAGACCCUGCUGUCGAGCUCUCCUUUCUGUUCUCCAGCGUUGGACGCGAUUUCUAUGAACCAGCAGGCUGGCCAGCAGUCAGAUCGCGAGAGCUGGUCUUGAACGUCCAGGACCACGUCUUUCCUGAGCUCAGCAUGGAUACCGCCACUAACAGCUGGCAAUUGGAAGAUAUCACUGAGGCCAAUCUGCAGGUUGUCAUGGAUCGGGAUAUCGAACUACUUCGGGCCGAGAUGCAGGAUCGUACUCUUAAAGCCCACGGGAACUGCCAACUUGCAGCCAUUGUCCCUGAAGCAAGGAUAUUCCGAGGCCAACUCGCAGUGACACACUUCACCCACCAGAGAGUACUCAACAUUGAAAAGCCAAUCAUCAGGACAGGCGUGCGACUCAAUGCGGCAAAUGGAGGAGACGCGUUUAUCAUUUGGGCGUAUCACAUCUCAUACAAAAUACUGCUCGUCCUCCGAACGCGAUACGAAACAGUGGGCCAGUUGCAAUGUCUUCUCAAGGAGGCCGUGCAAGAAGCGCGCGAGUGGGGAUUGGCCAGAGUUGCGGUUUGGGAUCUGAAGGACGAGGACGCUCACGAGGCUGCAGGGGUAUCUAACAGAGACAGAACCGUGGCAUGGUCCUGUAUAGGCCAGCUCGGUCGCGAUACCGAUACUGGAGCGAGGCGUGGACCGGUUGAUCUGAUGCUCAACGAGGGCUACAUCUGGGGCCUGUGA
Messenger RNA from Gamsiella multidivaricata, 1185 nucleotides. RefSeq lists its product as uncharacterized. The transcript has a single exon. Bases 1 to 1185 code for a protein of 394 amino acids. The record is from RefSeq and is a predicted model, not a curated record. NCBI's taxonomy places the organism in Eukaryota, Fungi, Mortierellomycota, Mortierellomycetes, Mortierellales, Mortierellaceae.